Molecule: messenger RNA, 6164 nt
Organism: Lepisosteus oculatus (spotted gar)
Lineage: Eukaryota; Metazoa; Chordata; Actinopteri; Semionotiformes; Lepisosteidae
Source: RefSeq, a predicted model, not a curated record
AUAUUGCACUAUUGCAAGCUGCUGUGAGAUUACAUAAAAUACCGCGCUGACAGAUUCAGAAAAUAAUAACAAUCUUAAGCAAAUUGUUAAGUAUAAAAACUGAAAAGGGGAGGAAUUCAAGUUAUACCGUACGGUGCUGUACAUGUAUGUCUCAAUCUAUGCAAUCCAGCGUCCUUAAACGUGUACUGUAUCGUGCUCAUCACGCAACCAAUGUGGGAAACGAUACCUAUUUCAAAACAGUGUGAGACUUGUUGUGUGGUUGUGCGUUUUAAAUUAGAUCCUGGAAAACACCUCAUUCUCAUCGGGUGUCAAUCAAUGCCGAUGACGUCAUGCAAUUGUUGGCCCUGAAAUGAAAACUGUUCUUCAGCUGCUGACAAAUAGUGCCGCAUCGACCUACAGUACACAGACUGGGGUUGUUUAGCUCAUGCACGGCGCGGAUCACAUUUAACAAUCGGCCUUUCCCACGCUGUACAAAAAAAAAUCAGUAUUGUUCGGCCAAUUAUGAGUUUUCAAUUUCCCUUCGACCUGCCUCCCCUCCCCAACGUGAAGAUCCUCUUCCACAGAUCUCUGACGUCAUUGCGGGUCUCCAUCAGCUGCGAAAAAUAAGGGCAAAUGAGUACCAGAUUUCAGUUCCCGAUCCACGUCAUCAAGCCCCGGGUUUUCAGUCUGUCUCUCUAUUUGAUAGCGCAGUUAGUUGGGAUUUCUUGCCAGUACCGCCGCGUAGCUUACAGCCAAAAAAUGAUGGUUUAACAAGAAAUUGAAGCUGCUCCUUCAAGCAUUUACCACUGGGAAACAUGGAGCACCCGCGUCUGUGGAGUGUCCUGUGCUUAAUGACUGUCUGCUACCAGCUAGGGAUGUCAACCAAUAGAUACGGCUGCCUCUUCGAGAAACGUCUGUGUUCGAGACAGGAGCUUUGCACCAAUGAUGGCCUGUUCGGGCAGUGCCAGGAUUCCUCAGUGCGGGAGAGGGUGACGUAUGAAGUGUCUGUCCCUGUGCUCCACCGCCUGCAGGAAGUCCUGAAGCACCUCACCAUGCAGGGCUUGUCGUGGCAGGAUGACAUCACCCAGUACAUCAUUUCCCAAGAGAUGAUCCAUGUCCCUCGUACCUACUCCUCCACUUCACCCAAAGAGGCCUUUUUAGACCAGGUUCCUAAAUCAGCACAAUCCUCUGGGAAGCUGUCCUACUCCAGCUCCAGGUCUCGUCCUGGGCCUGACCGGAUGAAUCCUGCCUUGAUGCAGCGUUACCUUGACUACAUGGUUCUCUCUGACCAGCCCCAGGCUUCUGUGCGCAUGCAGGCCCCGCUCCUUGGCCCUUACUCUUACCCCCAGUAUGCUUAUCAGGAGGAUGAGAGGCCCCUUAGUUCUGUAGGUGGCGCUUAUCUCCGGCCCUCCUCGCGCUCUGGGGGGUACCGUCCUGGUGACAGAGACCGCCAGCUGCUCCAGGACCUCCUUUCUCUCUACCUGUCCACUGGACGGCCCCCCCAGCAGAAGGGGACAACAUCUUCUUCAUUUCACGAGGAGCCCGAUUUCCCACAAGACUAUAACCAGGACUAUGGGCAGAGCUCUGAGGAAACGAGGCAGCCAAAACAUAAGAAGAUCCCUCAGGACUACAGCUCGUUCUCCUCUUUGAAUGAUGCAACCCUGAGGAAAUUAGGAGCUGUGCUGAAAAAUUAUGGAAUCGACUUCCGUGACUUGAGUGACCAGCAACUGAGUAGCCUCUUAACUGCCCUGCAGCUGCUGCAGAACAAGGCGCAGGACACCACAGGUGAUUAUGAAGACAAAGCAGUCAUAAUUGAAAAGACCAAGGUAACUGAAGGGGACAUGACACAUGAAGAUGAGAGGGAGACCGAACCUUCAGACAGGCUUCCGGUUCCACAGCUCGAGCCCCAGCCUGCUGUCACGGGCACCCCCCUCACCCCCUCUGUGGUCCUGGGAAGCAGCUCUGCUGGAGAGGGGGCCAGUGUGUCCAUUGAGGGAGUAGAGAAGAUAAAGAAAAGCUCUAGGGGCUCUGAUCCGGAUUUUGCCAAAGGGUCCUCUCACACCAAGGAGGAGUAUGGCUACAUUGUCACUGAUCAGAAGCCCCUGAGUCUGUUCGAUGGUGUAAGACUGCUGGAAACCCUGGCUGAGAGGAUCCAUCUCACCACCAGCUCUUUUAUCAACAUCAGUGUUGUAGGUCCUGCUUUGACGUACCGCAUCAGGCAGAACAAUCACAACCUCAGUGCGGAGGAUGUGGCCGACAAAGCUGUGGCUGAGAAGACCUUUUUGGAGUCGGAGACUGGGCUCAAGAUCUUACAGACAGGUGUUGGAGAGAGGGCCGAUGGCCAUGGUGUACCUCAGGCCACCCGGGUCCGAGACACCUCACGCUGGGUGUUCCUCACCCUGGUGGGGGUGGCCUGCGUGGGUGGGAUCCUCAUUGCGGCGCUCACCAUUGCCUGCCUGAGACACCACUCCCGCCAGCUCAACGCAGGCAAGCUGGGGCUUGGACCAGAAGGGGGGAGCGACACCCACUUCGAAUAUCAGGCCUCCCAGGAGCUGUGUCGGCAGCACAUGGCUGCCAAGGCCUCCUUCAGCCGCCAGGAGGCAGGGGGCACGGACACGUCGCGGGUCAGCAGCGUGUCCUCGCAGUUCAGCGACGCCCCUCAGGCCAGUCCCAGCUCCCACAGCAGCACUCCCUCGUGGUGUGAGGAACCCGCUCAGUCCAACAUGGACAUCUCCACUGGACACAUGAUACUGGCUUACAUGGAGGAUCACCUGAAGAACAAGGAUAGGCUGUUGAAGGAGUGGGAGGCUCUGUGUUCCUACCAGGCUGAGCCCAGCUCCUGCUCUGCGGCCCAAAGUGAAGCCAACCUUAAAAAGAAUAGAAACCCGGAUUCUGUGCCCUAUGACCACUCUCGAGUGAAACUGAAAGCAGAGAUUAACCCUUCCAGGACAGACUACAUCAACGCCAGCACUAUAAUUGAUCACGAUCCAAGGAUGCCAGCUUACAUUGCUACCCAGGGGCCUCUGUCUCACACUAUCGCUGACUUUUGGCAAAUGGUGUGGGAGAAUGGCUGCACUGUGAUUGUGAUGAUGACUGCUCUGGUCGAAGAUGGGGAGAAGCAGUGUGACCGAUACUGGCCGGAUGAAGGAUCCUCACUCUAUCAUAUUUAUGAGGUCAACCUGGUUUCGGAGCACAUCUGGUGCAAUGAUUUCCUGGUGCGGAGCUUCUACCUGAAGAAUGUGCAGUCCCAGGAGACUCGAACCCUGACCCAGUUCCACUUCCUGAGCUGGCCGGCCCAGGGCAUCCCCACCUCCACCCGAACCCUGCUGGACUUCCGCAGGAAAGUGAACAAGUGCUACAGAGGCCGAUCCUGCCCUAUAAUUGUCCACUGCAGUGAUGGUACCGGGAGAUCUGGGACAUACAUUCUGAUUGACAUGGUGCUCAACCGAAUGGCAAAAGGUGUGAAGGAGAUUGACAUUGCAGCGACACUGGAACAUAUUCGAGAUCAAAGACCAGGCAUGGUGCGCACCAAGGACCAGUUUGAGUUUGCUCUGACGGCUGUUGCUGAGGAGGUGAACGCCAUUCUGAAGGCCCUCCCACAGUGAGCCAUGGGCCACCAUGACAUCUCUACUAUGGAUGCCAGACACCUAACCAAACGUGACCCUCACCAUGCCGAUAUUCCCUCUCCAUGCUCCUACACACACAUACACCCACGUCUGAGCGCCAGACAAAAUCCAUCACUCAUUCACUGAAGAGAAACUGAAUUUCAAGGUGGAAAUGUUGACUGAUCUCAUAACCUCAGUUGAAUUCCUGGAGGUUAUCCUUCCCACACAUCAUUUCGGCAUUGUCACCACUUUCCCAUCUUCCUGGUUUCCAUCUGUGUACCAGCUUUCCAUUCUGAGGCAGUAAUUCUCAAACUUUACUGUACAUGAGCAUCUUCUAUGAUGUUAGAAUUGAGUGGAAUGUAAGUGGAAUACAAAAGUAUCAGGAAUUGUUCUUAAAGGGAGGGAAGGUAAAUUUCUGAAACGUGUACAUUUUUUACUUCAUUUAUCAUUCACAUUAACAUCAUUAACCCAAAAUGCCAUUAAGGUGGUACAGGAAUUCUGCUCUCACUGAGUACAGUAGAAAACACAAAUAUUCUUUGUUGUUCAAUGUCCAAUUUAAAACAUUUCAAAGUACUCCCAGUCCCGUGCCUUCAACUGAUGUGAUUUUAUUUAUAAUAUUGUUUUGUUACAUUGACUACCUGUGGGUAUAAAUAACUUCUUUUGUAUCACAUAUCACCAUGCUUUAUCUGUUCAUGUUAGUUAAAUCGGCAUUGUCAGGGGAGUAAGGUAUUUGACACAUUUUGUCAUUUCUGAAAUCGUCAUGUUCUGCAGUUCAAAGUUUCAAAAGUAAAAUCGCAACCAGCAGGCUUACGUAAAAAAAAAAAAACACCCUGAGUAUUCCUCUUAUCUGUGGUUAAAAACAGCUUUGAACUGCAGGCUCAUCCAAGAAACUUCCAACGCCAGACUCCAGUUAUUACAUUUUAUCUUCAGGGUUACUUGGUAAGUGGUCUCAGCACAGAAGUGAUAUAAUCUCCUCUGAAACCUAAACAGUAUAAAACUCCGGAUAGGGUUAAGGUUAGAUCAUAUCAUUUUCACUGACUUUAUUUAGACAGUUUUACACUGAUUAAAUUUCAGAGGAGGUGAUGCCACCUGGGCCGAGACCAAUUAUACCAAGCAGCCCUGAAGAUAAAAUAAUGAGUUUUCAACAAUUUUUCAUUAUCUUUACCGGAUCUUACCAUUCUUACUUCUACAGUCGUUUUUAACCUUCCGUGUUGUAGGGGGUGUUCAUGUUUCAGAAAACGAGUCCUUCUGAUCAGAUGAGACUUUUAACAUAUGUAUAUAUUUAGAUACACAUGCUCCUACUGUUCAAUAUGAAUAGAGCUGGAACGUGCUACACUGGAUGAGCGUACAUUAUAAAGAGGAGUGACAGCAAAUGUACCUAAAAAUCCUGGUUAUCUGACUUUUUCUCCUGCUUAUCAAAUUCUGAGGUUUUUUUUUUCCAAUUAGAGGGGGAUUUCAAAGGAGAACUAAAUGAGACAUCUUCACUCAUCAUUGUAAUGGUACCGAGCAAGAACUCUAUCCAUAACCACCAAAGUCACAGUUACCAUGAUUACUUCAGAUGGGAAGUCCUUUGUUUGCACUGGGCAAUUAUGUUAACAUAUUUUCUUAAUAUGUAUCUAACAUUUCUGUUUGUCUGUAAUCUUGUCUUUGUAAGAAAUAAUGCAAGUGAACUUGUCUGAUAUUUCUAUUCAGAUUAUCUGGAUCGCUUUAAAAAUAUCUAAACAUCCCAGUAUAAGAAAAGAGUUUUAUGAAUGCAAAUCCCAGCUGUUGAAAGGUAAACAUGAUGUAGGAAACAGCACUGGUAUAGAAAAUGAGUCGCGUUAAUUUCUUAUUCUGAGAUCAGAAGAUUUAUUUUUUAUCAGGUUUUGCACUGGAGCAACGUAAUAUUUAAAAAAAAAAAUAAUGAGUACUAAUCCUGAUAGCAUAUACUGCUCCAGCUGUUGCAAUUCUUGCCCAUUAACUGGCUUACAGUGAAGAAUAAAGGAUUUUUUUCAUACUAAAUGGAUGCUCAAGUUCCCUUUUUAUGUUGAUUCGUGGUUCAGGAGCUUCUAUCCAUAUUCUAAAUUGAAAUCAUUUAUUAUUUCCUCUUUAUAAUGAUAGAAAAACACAAACUUUAUGUAUAAUAUGAACUUACUAUAGUUAAACCACCUUGACAACACAUUUUGCUUGCAUUACAUUACGAAUUUAUUCUAUAUGACUUACAUCAGUGAGAAAUCACUGUUAUUCCUCAUAUUGCUACUAAAUAGGGGAUCAAAAACUGAGAGCUUAAGACUUACAUUUCUUGCCCUACAGAGUACCCAUUGGUACAUAUACAGCUGAACUGCAUUCAUGUACCAGUGUUGCAAAGAAGACUGAGCUGGGUUAAUACAGUGGCUGUCCUACUUGUCUCUUGCAAUUUCACACCCUACUAAUGUGUCUUGAAAAAAAGAGAGCAUCUUUUUUUCUGUGUUAUUAUUAUGAUUGUUGUUAAAAUAUUCUAGUAUGGGCUGUUUCCCUGUAGCAAUCAAGUAGAAAAAAAAUAUAUAAAAAAUCUAUUUUGUAUCUUGAUGUGAAUAAAGUUUGUGGAUUUGUGCAACUGCA